UGGAUUUAUGAUUUAUAAAAAGCACUUUACCAUAUGGCCGUCGUCAUUGGAGCAGAUUUCCAAAUGUUUGCUUUAUGGAAGGAGACGAGAGAUCCUUUCAAUCCGAUCCACUUCACCUGGGAGAGGAUGCUCAAGUCACGUGAUCCAGAGGGCCCCGUAAAGGGGAAACAUGCCGGUGUCGAUCAUGAAGCGCUUUAAAGGAUGGGAUUUAAACUUUAUUUUCUUAAAACAACAUGCACCAAAGGUUUAACCACGGAGUUAUGUUGCUCCGUAAGAGCCAGUUUGUCUGAUGGAGACCGUUGGCCGCCGCUGCGCAAAAACGCAGUACCAGUCUGACUGCAGCUUUUAUUCAUACGACGUCGAUUCGCUGAUGACAGAAUGCACAGUUUAUAAAAAUGUAUGAGUUGUUUGUCUAAUUUAUCAUUUAGGGGGAGGAAAAUUAUUACAGGCAAAUACAAAAAAAGUAAGUACGUAAAAAACACGUUACCUCGCUUUACUCGAGACCGCGUGGAUUAACUGGUUCGUGAAGUCGUUUUUGCAGCACAGACCCAAGAACCGUAACGGUUCAAACAUGCCAGUUUAUGAUGAAUCCAGGCUAUGUUGACAUUCUGGCACCAGGCCGCCACGUCACGCUGAGGUCUGCGGGCCUAUAAAUGUCUGCUGAAGGGCGUCAUCGCUCUCACUGUCGCCCACGCUGCUCUACGUGGAGUUACACGGACCCCUUUCCCCUUCACGGCUCGUAAUUCCAUUUUGCAGUGAGGUCGUUUUCUUUUUCCGUGGACACUGUGGCCGUUUAUUUAUUUUUGAUCAUCAGCAGCAGCAGGAUCCGCAUCAUCAGCACCAGUGGAACAGGGAUGUGCGGAGCAAACAUUGAUCUCCACAGCAGAGGUGGCGGAAGCAUCAACCAGCUGGGAGGGAGCUUCCUAAACGGCAGACCUCUCCCAGAAUCCAAGAGGAGGAGGAUGAUAGAACUGGCCUCGGAGGGAGUGCGUCCAAGCCAAAUAUCCAGGAUGCUUCGGGUAUCACAAAUAAUCAUGUUUACUGUGUCCAACGGGUGCGUCAGUAAGAUCCUGAGUCGGUACCGGUGCACCGGCCUCCUCGAGCCCAAAACGAUCGGAGGAAGCCGACCCCGUCUCCUCACGCCCGGUGUCAUCUCCACGAUAGUCCAGUGCAAACGGGAGAACCCGACCAUCUUCGCGUGGGAGAUCCGAAAGCGUCUGGCAGCAGCGCGAGCCUGCAGCUCCAAAGUGCCCAGCGUGUCCUCUAUAAAUCGGAUUUUAAGAAAGAUCCAAGGACCCGGCUGCGCGGAGAUCAACGCGCGCGGCAGCACCGCGCAAGAAGAGGGGAGUGGCAUAGAGAUGUUUGAGAAACGCAGCGAAGGCAGACCUAAAGGCGUCCAGUACAGAAACCGCACCAGCUUCACCCCAGAGCAGAGCCGAGCGCUGGAACAAGAGUUCUCCAACAGCCAGUACGCAGACAUGUACACGAGGGAGAAGCUGUCUGCUGAGAUCAGGCUUCCCGAGGACACCAUCAAGGUGUGGUUUUCAAACAGACGGGCCAAGUGCAGGAGGGAGGCCAAGCAGAGCGGCGGCGCGCACAAUGCGGCGCAGCAGCGGGGUUUUGCGCUCCUGCGCCCGGCGGUGGCGCGCGGGCUCGCGCCUCGGCAGGUGCAGCGCACGUGCAGCGGUCUCCGCCCUUCGGUCGGGCCUGUGCAGGCGUGCGGCGUCAGAGCGCGGGCGGGCCGUGAGGGCGUUGACUCGCAAGCGACGGGAGCGUCGGGGGUCCACGGUGACGCAGGGACUUCACGCGACGCAGGUGUCCGGAGGCCGCAAAAGAGCCACGUGUUCCCAACAGAAACUGGUUGGAGGAAUCCUGAAUGUCUGACGUCAGCGUCCCCGGCAUUCAUUCACCAGUGCGGCAACAUAAUGCCCUCAGACAGAGUCACUUUCCCACUGAUUCACCACCUUACGGACUCGAGGACGUCGCUGACGCUGGCGACGGACGCAGUCAUGGCGGGCCAGUGCUGGAACCAGCAGGGGGUUCCCUUCACGUGGAGCCAGUAUCAAACAGACGAGAGGCCCGCGUUCGCUCAGCAGCCCUGGGAGGCGACUCCCCAUCUGUGCACGGGCUGAGUGAAGCCACAGUCCCGACAUAUUACAUCCAAGUAUUUAAGCACUCAUUUGAUUUUAGCAGGCUGCAGCGACGCAUUGUGACCAGCAGAGGGCGACAAGUGACCGAACUUGUCCUUCACGCAUAUUUCGCCAAAUAUUCUCUCGUCAGCUUUUAAGUCCCUUAAUGUCUUUAACAAAGACUAGGAGACGUUUAUGCCUCUCAGCUGUGAGACACAUGCAGUGGACCGUGAACUGACAAAGCCUUUGCAACAUUAAGCGCCAUUAAACAGAGAAAGUAAUGAAUGGAGUUCGGAGUCAUCGACAUGAGAUUCCAAGACAUAAAGUGUUUUAAUAUCAAGGUGUGACUGAGCCAAUAAACAGGUCCUGCUCGCAGCGCUGCAUAUUUUAGAGGGUGUAGUUACGACUGCUAAUAUGAGAAGAUGACAUUAUGUCUGUUUUAAAAAGUCUCCGGGCAUAAAUCAAAACGACACGGAUCAUUUAAGGUUACCACCGUACAAUAUGGACGUUAUCUUCUUUUAUAGUCCUGGGCUCGCUGUUUGUUUAAGUGUGAGGGGAGAUGAAGGCACCCGUCCAACAUUUCCGUCCAGCGACGGCGAAUGGGAAAAUCUAUAAAAGCACAGCUUCAAAAAGUCCAAACGCGACCCCGGUAUCUGCUUUGCUCGGUAUCAGCUUUUAUGACCCCGACAGGGCAGAGGCACCGGGUUCCUUUAUGUCCCUUUACUACGGGGACGAGACGCUGGGACCCGGAGCUCCCUGAUAAUUGGCCACCGGAGGAGGGAGGCCGGGAUCGGGAGGCAAACGGCUCGGUGGAGACGGUCCGCCGGCCAAAUGAAGGUGAAUUACAUCUGCACAUGAUGGUGCAGGGGUUUCAGCUGCCACGUAAUUUAUCAGCGUGCCUGUGGGAUUGUUUUUGUUAUUGAAACAGAAAUAAAAGUUUCUGCACCCUACAUAAA
This is a messenger RNA of Betta splendens (Siamese fighting fish), 3085 nucleotides long. RefSeq names its product paired box 4 (gene pax4). The transcript has 9 exons. The coding region runs from base 855 to 2132 and encodes 425 amino acids. NCBI's taxonomy places the organism in Eukaryota, Metazoa, Chordata, Actinopteri, Anabantiformes, Osphronemidae. Gene Ontology annotation, biological process: anatomical structure development; regulation of transcription by RNA polymerase II. Gene Ontology annotation, molecular function: RNA polymerase II cis-regulatory region sequence-specific DNA binding; DNA-binding transcription factor activity, RNA polymerase II-specific. The record is from RefSeq and is a predicted model, not a curated record.